AUGAGGAACGUCAAUAAUAGCGUCGAGACUGUGAACGCCGCCGCUACCGCCAUCGUCACCGCCGAGUCCAGAGUUCAGCCGUCGUCUGUUCAGAAGAGAAGAUGGGGAAACUGUUGGAGCUUACACUCUUGUUUCGGAUCACAAAAGAACAACAAACGUAUAGGAAACGCCGUGCUUGCGCCUGAACCGGUUUCAACCGGAGUUCCGGUUCAAAACUCAGCCACUUCGACAUCGAUUGUUCUUCCUUUCAUAGCACCACCUUCAUCUCCAGCUUCGUUUCUUCAGUCUGAUCCUUCGUCGGUCUCUCAUUCUCCCGUUGGUCCGCUUUCUCUAACCAGCAACACAUUCUCUCCUAAAGAACCACAGUCUGUGUUUACCGUUGGACCAUACGCUAACGAAACUCAACCGGUCACUCCUCCGGUAUUCUCCGCCUUUAUAACCGAACCAUCCACCGCACCGUUCACUCCACCUCCUGAAUCGUCGGUUCAUAUAACCACACCGUCUUCCCCUGAAGUUCCUUUUGCUCAGCUGCUUACCUCUUCGUUGGAGCUAACUCGGAGGAAUAGCAGUGGGAUGAAUCAGAAGUUCUCGUCUUCACACUACGAGUUCCGGUCUAACCAAGUGUGUCCGGGGAGUCCUGGUGGUGGUAACUUAAUCUCCCCUGGCUCGGUGAUUUCAAACUCCGGUACAUCUUCUCCUUACCUUGGUAAAUCACCAAUGGUCGAGUUUCGAAUCGGCGAUCCUCCAAAGUUUCUUGGCUUUGAGCAUUUCACAGCUCGUAAAUGGGGAUCGAGGUUUGGUUCUGGUUCGAUCACCCCUGUUGGGUAUGGUUCAGGGAUGGGUUCAGGCGCUCUGACACCAAACGGUCCAGGGAUGGUUUCAGGGAACUUAACACCUAACAACACCACAUGGCCGCUACAGAAUCAGAUCACUGAGGUCGCGUCUCUGGCUAAUUCGGAUCAUGGCUCUGAAGUUAUCGUUGCGGAUCACAGAGUUUCGUUUGAGCUAACAGGGGAAGACGUCGCGCGUUGUCUCGCGAGCAAGCUGAAUCGGUCACAUGAUAGGAUGAACAACAAUGAGCGGAUUGAGAAAGACGAAAGCUCAUUAACGGAGAGAAGAAGAAACAUGGAGAAAGGAUCAGGAGGAGAUAGAGAGACGGAACAACAGAGGAUUCAUAAGCUGAGUUCGUCUUCUUCGAUUGGAUCUAGCAAAGAGUUCAAAUUCGAUAACACGAAAGAGGACAACAAUAUCGAGAAGGUUUCAGGAAACAGCUGGAGUUUCUUCCCCGGGUUACGAUCUGGACUCAGCUAA
Thlaspi arvense is the source of this 1311-nucleotide messenger RNA. The record is from the annotation of a GenBank genome assembly. NCBI's taxonomy places the organism in Eukaryota, Viridiplantae, Streptophyta, Magnoliopsida, Brassicales, Brassicaceae.